AUGUCUACAUUAAUUCAAUCAUAUGAACAACAGUAUUCUAUACUCACGGCUGAUAUUACUGCGAAAAUAGGGCGACUUAAGACAGCUCACGAAGAUGAUCGCGAUCAAUUAUCAAGAGAGAUUCAAUCAAAUUUCGAAGAGGCUAAUGAUUUGUUGGAGCAGUUGGAACUAGAAUCUCGUGGUUCCGGUGGAGGGUCAAGAGUGCCGGCCUACCGCGCUGAAUUGCAACGAGUCAGGGAUGAGUUCAGAUCGGCGGUCACCAAUAGUGCUACUUAUAACAUAGACCCCGAGGAAUAUGAGGAUUGGUCGAUGGUGAAUGAACAGAAACAGAAGUUAUUGGACAGUACAGAACGUCUGGAGCGAACGGGGAAGACAUUGAACGAGGGCUACCGAGUGGUGUUGGAGACAGAACAAAUAGGAGCAGCCGUGUUACAGGACCUCAACCUGCAGAGAGAAACCAUACAGAGAUCUAGAACACGGGUAUGCAGUACAUUUCAGAUAUGA
Danaus chrysippus (African queen) is the source of this 504-nucleotide messenger RNA. Lineage: Eukaryota; Metazoa; Arthropoda; Insecta; Lepidoptera; Nymphalidae. The record is from the annotation of a GenBank genome assembly.